GAGGGUAUGAGAGUUACGUGAUCUGGUACAAGGUACCUGGAGGAGAGUGUGAGAGUGACAUGAUCUGGUAGAAGCUACCUGGAGAAAGAGAGUGUGAGAGUGAUCUGGUAGACGGUACCAGGGGGAGUGGGUGAGAGUGACAUGAUCUGGUAGAAGUACCUUCUACCUGAGGCAUUAGAGAUCGUGUUACUGAAAGAAAUAUCCUUAUUGGGGUCAAUAUGCUUAGGUUAGCCCAUUCAAACCCCUGCACAGCCCUCCAAACUUUCCUCAGCACUGGUGAACAUCCUUCCAGAUGGAUCGAAAAAACUGGAACCGACCUCCGCAUGAACCAGCUACAUGAUCUAUGUCAAGCUAGGCAACAGAGACACUUCCCUGCUCCAUGGGAUACUACCCCAUUCCAAACUACCAUUUCUCCAUUUCUCCUCAAAAUUCUUCUUAAAUUAAAACCAAAGCUUCGCCUUGAAGCCAAACAUGAUGCCUUAAGCUGUAUUGAUAACUUAGUCACACAGAACAAUCUUUCACAAAUUAUUUACGUCGAUGGUUCUGUUCACCAGUCCACUGGUGCAGCUGGUAGUGCUGCUGUUGUCAUACAGAGUGAUGGCUCUCAUAAAGAAAUUGGAGCACGCAUCAAUAACUGGGCCUCUACCCUUCAAACAGAACUGUUUGCCAUACUCCUUGCACUCAAAUGUGUCCAUGUAUCUAAGGUUGACACUUUAAUUGUAACUGAUUCUCUGUCAUCUAUAAAUGCUCUCAACUCAUUAUGCAUAAAUUGUGGCAUGCUUGUGUCAGAAGCCAGACACAGGUAUGGUAAGAUUGUGGACAGUGGAGUCAGAGUGCACAUGCUGUGGAUUCCAUCUCACACUGGUCUUCGAAUGCAUGAUAGAACUGAUAAAUUGGCUAAGCUGUAUGCUUUCAAAGAGGGAGUAGAUUACAAUCUUGGCUUGUCAGGUAGUAGUUUGAGAACAAUAAUACGAAAAGAACUUCAACUGAAUUUUAUUGACGUAAGACUCAGGGACACUGACACAAAUCAGUCCAUCUAUCAUCAUUCUAUCAUGCAGGAGGAGCCACAUGUCUAUGGUACAUCCAACAAAGUAAGCCGACUCUUGGAUGUCACUACCGCCCGGCUCCGGCUGGGUUACAAGAUCUUUGGCAGGUUAAAUCACCACCACCAGAUGUAGACCAAACGAAAUGUAAACUUUUCCAGAUGGACUAUUGUCACACCCUGCGUCAUUAUGUACUGGAGUGUGAUCAUAUUAUGAAUUUAGAAACAACUCACUCAGAAAUGUUCAAGAAAUGGCAAAGUAUUUUGUCCACAGUGGUAUAUUGCAGACCAUUCUGGAGAAAUACCCUGACUUUGCUAGCUGUAAAUAAUGCAUUACCAUGUGUGUGUGUGUGUGUGUGUGUGUGUGUGUGUGUGUGUGUGUGUGUGUGUGUGUGUGUGUGUGUGUGUGUGUGUGUGUGCGUGCUUGUGUGUAUGCAUAUAUUUGUACGCUCGUGUGCAUGUGUCUGUGCGUGCGCCCUCGUGUGUGUAUGUGUGCGCGCGCGCGCUCGUGUGGGUGUAUGACCCACUUAAUAUUUGUAUUUAUAACUCAUUACAAUUGUGACCAGGUGUGGACGUAUCAGUGGCUCAUUACUUUGUAAUUUGUUCAUGACUGUAACCAUGUAUAGGAGUGAAGCUGAUUCAUUACCUCUGUAACUUGCCAUGAUUGUGACCAGAUCUACCUGGAGUUCAUUACCUUUGUAACUAGUUCAGCUAUCAUAACUUUGGGGUCCAGUCCCUGGACCCGUUAUGUACCUCUGUAAUCUUUUGACUACCACCCACAGGAUGGGUAUGGUGUGCAUAAUAAAGAUAUUAAACUAACUAAACUGAGGGAGGAGGGUGUAAGAGUGACACGACCUUGUAUAAAGUACCUGACAAGGGUCACCUCAACACUGGGGUCAUCUCACCGUGGUGGGAAGUUCUGACCCGCAUGACCGCCUUGUAAUCUCACACGUCAACACUGCCACCACACUACCUGGCUAGUAACAUCUGCCAAGCACAGAGAAUGCCUUGUUCCUUCAUCAUGAGGGGCUCUCAGCCUGACAGUGGCGUGAAGGUUCGUGGUGGACCCGCCAGGCUGUGUGUACUCUCAAGGAGGACAUUACAAGGAAAGGAAGCCAGCGAGGCAUCAAAUCCAGAGUGAGGCUCCAGGAAGGAAGGUGGCGGAACGGAUGAAGUU
Cherax quadricarinatus is the source of this 2219-nucleotide messenger RNA. Lineage: Eukaryota; Metazoa; Arthropoda; Malacostraca; Decapoda; Parastacidae. The record is from RefSeq and is a predicted model, not a curated record.